Molecule: messenger RNA, 935 nt
Organism: Dissoconium aciculare CBS 342.82
Lineage: Eukaryota; Fungi; Ascomycota; Dothideomycetes; Mycosphaerellales; Dissoconiaceae
Exons: 1
Coding region: 43-891 (282 amino acids)
Biological process (GO): thiamine diphosphate metabolic process; dephosphorylation
Molecular function (GO): magnesium ion binding; thiamine triphosphate phosphatase activity
Source: RefSeq, a predicted model, not a curated record
CAAGGAUUUGUGACCAUCUACAGAGAAUAAAAUAUCUCUACCAUGCUUUUAUUCCGCCCAAGCACUCGCAAAGCCCUUACGAGGACGCGUUACCUUCAUACUGCACAUGCAGCUGAUCAACGGAUCGCCUCUUUGGAGUGUGAACGCAAGUUUGGCAUCACCAAUACCAUCCUCUCCCGAACAGCCAAUUGUGACGGGCAUCUCACAUGGAACGAAGCUCCCUCAGGAAAUGUUCUGCGGGCUCUACGCACAGGCACCAGAGUCUUUGAGGACCGCUACUUCGAUACCGACGACGCUUUGUUUCGUCAAGGAAAAUGGAUUCGUUGUCGCACAAUGCUUGAAGGAGCGCGAUCGACCGCAGCAUGGGAAGCAAAACUGCGAAUCGAUGGCGACUUCACGACGUCCAGUUUUGAAGAAGUCACAGGCAAAGAAGAAGUAUCUAGGAUAGCGAUGCGAUUUCUGGGUAUCUCGGACAUUGAAUCCCUCCAUUCGGUCGCCCACCUUAUCACAGAGCGCUCAACAUGGUCGGUGAUAGAGGAGAGCGUCAAGGGACAGACACCACAGCCGUCGAAAGCAUCGUCGCCUCCACAAUCGAGAAUCAAAUUCAUGAUUGACAAGUGCCGCUCGCCGCUCCAGCAGCAAGAGUCUCUCGCCCAGCUCCGCAUCAGUCCUUUCGAACAUGCAAUUGGAGAAGUUGAGAUCACACAGGAUUUAUUAUUAACAGGUAGCUCGAAUGACGACGCAGCACGGCGCAAGAAUGUCACCGAGUGCAUCCAUAGAGAAAUCGAAGCCUUCAUGCAGCGGUACCCUGGUUUGUUUGCGGCUCAUGUAUCGCCCAUUGGAAAGCUUACUGCCUUCUAUGAAUGGCAACGGCAGGCUUGUACCUCAUAAAUAUUGAUACCCGACGUUCAUACUAUCCGUACAGAAGAAGUGAG